This is a messenger RNA of Trichoderma atroviride IMI 206040, 1498 nucleotides long. RefSeq lists its product as uncharacterized. Lineage: Eukaryota; Fungi; Ascomycota; Sordariomycetes; Hypocreales; Hypocreaceae. The record is from RefSeq and is a predicted model, not a curated record. Gene Ontology annotation, biological process: late endosome to vacuole transport via multivesicular body sorting pathway; vesicle budding from membrane. Gene Ontology annotation, cellular component: multivesicular body; ESCRT III complex; cytoplasmic side of plasma membrane.
GCGACUGGCUGCGCAUCCCGACGACGAGACUUGACGACGCAUCUCUGUGCAUACAGUUCCUACCAGGCUGACCCCUCCACCAAAGCCUGCUGCGUCGGCCGCGGCAUCACACCGUCAUUUUGCGACCGACCAACCUGCUCGGGAAUCACCUUUAUCGACGAUUUCGAAAUUCCAUCAUCUUUAGCACCUGUUCCCCAGACUCAGUACUUCCCGUCUUCUCGACAUCAUCCAUCAUGUGGGGCUGGUUUGGAGGCGGCGCUGCCGCUCAGAAGAAGAAGGAUUCGGCCAAGAAUGCCAUUCUCGGCUUGCGCGCGCAGCUUGAUAUGCUGCAAAAGCGCGAGAAGCACAUCAUGAACCAGAUUGAAGAGCAGGAUCAGAUCGCCAGGAAGAACGUCAACACGAACAAGACAGUGGCCAAGGCUGCCUUGCGACGCAAGAAGACACAAGAGGGGACGUUGGACAAGACGAUCGCGCAGAUUGCGACGCUGGAGGCGCAGAUUAACUCGAUCGAAUCGGCCAACAUCAACCGCGAGACCCUGGCAGUCAUGGAGAAGUCUUCAGAUGCCAUCAAGGCCAUUCACCAAGGUCUGACGCCGGAGAAAGUGGAUGAGAUUAUGGAUAAAAUCAAUGAACAGAAUGCGCUUAGCGAUGAGAUUGUCAAUGCGAUUACGGCAAACCCGAUCGGCGAGCAGUUUGACGACGCCGAGCUGGAGGAUGAGCUGGAACAAAUGCAGCAAGAGAAUCUCGACGAGCAAAUGCUGAACACGGGCCAGGUGCCCUUCGCAGAUGCAGUUCACAAGAUGCCCACACCAUCACAUGCAGAACCUAUAUCUAGCAAGAAGGUCGCCGUGGAGGAUGACGAGGAGGCUGAGCUUUUGAAGCUUCAGGCUGAAAUGGCAAUGUGAGCUGCCUGCUGUUGAAUUACGAGUCAUCACAGUAUAUGGGCAUUUCGCGGACCGGCGUAAUUGGUGAUGUAGUGAUUCUGUGAAUACGGCCACUUUGCUUCAUUUUACCUUGUUGAAGGAGCAUAUUUGCUGUGUAAUUCUUACGCAGACUGACUUACUGGCUUCUUCUGUUUUUUUUCCCCUCCCUCCUUUUUUAACACAAGAGGUGUUGUUUCCCUGGCGUUGGCGUCUUUGAGGGCAUGGUUAAUGUUUCUUCUGGUGUGUGAUGGGCAACGGAUUCUAUCCUGGAGGACAAGAGCAGCGAAGUACUCCCGUUUGAGGCUGAGCAAGCCUCAUCACGGGAAUGACAGUUUGGCGCUCUCUUGUGACGAAGGGAAGAACGGGGCUCUAGGUAGCCGAGGGUUUAUUGAGCUGAUUUGGUAGAGAAUUAGAUGCCAACCAAAGAUCGAAUCUAAAGAGAAUACUUUUCUGUUUUUAUUUAUUAAUUUUGUGCUACAGAUUUUAGUCUACUGCUGAUGGUUGAGCAGUAUUAUCUUUGCUGUCGAUAUUUACCUGAUGUCUUUUUUCAAAUAGUCUUGAGUAGGCGGUAAAGA